AGCUGGCGGCGCUGGGGCUGCCGCCGGGGGGGGGCCCGGGGGCGCUGGCCGGGCUGCUGCGGCUCUACCGGGAGGCGGCGGCGGGGGGGGCGCGCCGGGACCGGGAGCUGGCGGCCCUGCGGGAGCGCCUGGGCCCCCUCCAGGUCAGUGGGGUCCCGGGGGGGGGGGUCACCGUCCUGGGGGGGUCCCUGGCCCCGCAGGGACCUGUCCCCUUCCCUGGGACCAUCCCGUCCCCAUGGUGUCCCUGUCCUUACGGUGUCCCCGUGCCCACGGCUGUCCCGUCCCCACGGUGUCCCUGACUCCAGGCUGUCCUUGUCCCCACAGUGUCCCUGUCCCUGUGACAUCCCUGUCCCCGUCCCUGGGGUUGUCCCCGUCCCCACGGUGUCCCUGACUCCAGGCUGUCCCUGUCCCCACGGUGUCCCUGUUCCUGUGACAUCCCUGUCCCCGUCCCUGGGGUUGUCCCCGUCUCCACAGUGUCCCUGGCUCCAGGCCAUCCCCAUCCCCAUGGUGUCACCAUCUCUGGGGUUGUCCCCAUCCCUGCAGCCUCCUUGUCCCCACAGCGUCCCUGUCCCCAUGGCAUCGCUGUCCCCGCAGUGUCCCUGUGCCGGGGGUCGGCAUCCCCACAGCAUCCCUGUCCCCACAGUGUCCUCGUCCCCAUGGUGUCCCCAUGUUGGGGGUCAGUGUCCUCAUCCCCACGGCGUCCCUGUCCCCACAGUGUCCUCGUCCCCAUGGUGUCCCCAUGCCGGGGGGGGGUCAGUGUCCCCAUCCCCGUGGUGCCCCCAUCCCCAUGGCGUCCCUGUCCCCCCAGCAUCCCCAUCCCCACGGUGCCCCUGUGCCGGGGGUCAGCGUCCCCACGGCGUCCCCAUCCCCACGGCGUCCCUGUCCCCGCAGUGUCCUCGUCCCCAUGGUGUCCCCAUGUUGGGGGUCAGUGUCCCCAUCCCCACGGCGGCCCUGUCCCCACAGUGUCCUCGUCCCCAUGGUGUCCCCAUGCCAGGGGGGGAUCAGUGCCCCCAUCCCCGUGGUGCCCCCAUCCCCACGGCGUCCCCAUCCCCGCGGUGCCCCUGUGCCAGUGGUCAGUGUCCCCAUGGCGUCCCCAUCCCCACGGUGUCCCUGUCCCCACGGUGCCCCUGUGCCAGCGGUCAGUGUCCCCACGGCAUCCCCAUCCCCGCGGUGUCCCUGUCCCCACGGCAUCCCCGUCCCCGUGGUGUCCCCAUCCCUGUGCCGGGGAUCCGCAUCCCCGUGGCGUCCCCGUCCCUGCGGCAUCCCGGUCCCCGCGGCGUCCCCGUGCCGGGGGUCAGCGUCCCCACGACGUCCCCCCGGUGUCCCCGCGGCGUCCCGGCGCGGGGACACGGCUGGGGACACGGCGGGCGGCAGGCGCGGGUGGCAGCGUGCGCCCGGGAGGUCGCGGGGGCCCGCGGCGGUGCCGAGCGGCUGCGGGAGCAGAACCGGCGCUUGCUGGCGCAGCUGGAGGCCGAGCGGGCCGAGGUCGCCAGGCUGGGGGCCGCCCUGGCCAGCCGCAGCGCCCAGCACGGCCUCGAGGCCCGGCGCCGCGAGCAGGAGCUGGCCCGGCUCAAGGAGCGGAUGGCCGAGAGGAGGGACCGGCGUCCCGCCAUGGAGCUCCUCAACGCGGUGCCGCGGGCCGGCGGCCGGCGAGGGGCCUGGGGGGCCACGAAGACGCCCGGCACGAAGGCGUCGUCAUCGCGGGGGGCGUGCGGGGUCCUGGGGGUCCCGGCGGGGGGGCGGCGGCGGUGCUGCCCCCCCCGGGGCCCCCCGGCUGCGGCCACGGACCAGGAGAAGGCGGCGGCGGCGCUGCGGGCCGAGGCGGCGGCCGCGCGGGAGCUCAUCGCCCUGCAGAGGCGGCGGGGGGGCCGGGGGGGGCCCCGACGCGCUGGCGGAGCAGCUGCGGCUGCGGGAGGAGCGGGGGCACCUGGCACGGCAGCGACGGGCCUUCGAGCGGGAGCGACGCGCCUUCACCGAGGCCGCCGUGCGCCUGGCCCGCGAGCAGGAGCAGCUGGAGGCGGCGCGGUGGGAGCUGCUGCGGCAGGAGCUCGUGGGCGCCUGGCCGGAGGAGUUGCCCCCACCCGUGAGCUGCCCCCCGCGGAGCCGCCUGGGAGCCCUCGAGGGCAGGCGAUCCGGGGCUUCCGGGAGACGGAGCGGGGGCGCUGGGGGGCGGCGGGGGGGGCAGCGCUGCGGCGGGCGGCGGCGGCCGCCUUCCCCCCGGGUGCCCCCCUGCCGCUGGUCCACGUCCUCGACCUGCACCCGGGCGGCCACGUGGCCCCCCACGUCGACAGCGUCAAGUUCUGCGGCGGCACCAUCGCGGGGCUCUCGCUGCUCUCCGCCAGCGUCCUGCGGCUCGUGAGCUGCCGCGACCCCCGCGAGCGCCUGGAGCUGCUGCUGGAGCCCGGCUCCCUCUACCUGCUGCGCGGCGCCGCCCGCUACGACUUCACCCACGAGAUCCUGCGGGAUGAGGAGUCGUUUUUCGGGGGCCGCCGGGUGCCGGGCCGCCGCGUCUCCCUCAUCCUCCGCAGCCCCCCGGAGCCCCCCUAGGCAGCAGGUCCUUGGUGGUCAUGGGCUUGCGGGUGAGGUAGCGCCGCACCGCCUCCUCCGUCAGCUGCACGUCGCUGGGGGGGCACGACGUGGGGGUGAGCUGCGGCCCCCCCCCCCCCCCCAACACCGCGUUUCCCCCCCCCCGGGUUCCCCCCCCCGGCGCUCACCCGCUGCUGGGCGUCGACUUGCCCGACUGCGGCUGCGGCGUCGACUUGCCCGAGCCGGGCUGCGGCCCCGCGUCCAGCUUGAGGCGCUUGGCGGCCGGCAGCUCCCCCGCCGCGGCCUGGCGCUUCCCUGGGGGGGGACACGGCAGGGGGGGAGACAUUGGGGACACCCCCACCCCCGGCUCAGAGCCGCACUGGGGUCCCAGGAGCCCCUGGGGACACCCUGGAGCUGCCCCAAGUCACCCUGACCCCCCUGGAGCCACCCCAGGGUGUUGAGGCCCCUCUGAGACGCCCCAGGAGCUGCUCAGAGUCACCCCGGGGUGUCACAAGCCCCCUCAGAGCCACUCUGGGGUACCAGGAGCCCCCCAGGGCCACCCUGGGGUGUCAGGGGGCUACCUGGACCCCUGUAGAGCCACCCUGGGGCGUGACAAGCCCCUGGGACCCAGGUGUGACACCCCGGGGUGGCACAAGCCACCUGGAGCCCCCUCAGAGCCACCCCAGAAGCCCCUCAGGGCCACCCCAGGGUCCCAGGAGCCCCUCAGAGCCACCCCAGGGUGUCACGAGCCACUUGGAGCCCCCUUAAAGCCACCCCAGGGUCCCACGAGCCCCCCAGGGUACUAGGAGCCCCUGGGGGCCACCCCAGGGUGUCACAAGCCCCUUGAAAGCCACCCCAGGGUGACACAAGCCAUUUGGAGCCUCCUCAAAGCCACCGGAGCCCCUCAGGGCCACCCUGGGCCACCAGGAGCAGCUCUGAGUGGCCCCAGGGACCCCCCGGCUACCCGGGGCAGUUCAGAGCCCCCCUGAAGCCCCCCAGGCCCCCCCGCCCGGGUGCCCCCCCCACCUUGCUCCAGCUUGGAGGCGGCGGCGCGGAGGGUGGACGAGGUGCUGCCGGGCUCCACGGUGGGCGUCCCCGGGCGGCUGCCGCCCCGCGAGCUGCUGGCCGAGCCCCGGCGCUCCUUCUUGGGGGGCGUCUUCUUCUUCUAGGCGGCGACGGGGGGGUCAGGCCGGCCCGGGGGGGCCCCCUGCCCCCCCCAUCACCCCCCGGACCCCCCUCACCGCCAUGAAGAGCGCCGACGAGGUCUCGCUGUCGAUGUCGCUCUCCUCCGAGGUCUGCGACUCGUCGCUGCUGUCUGUGGGCGCCCAAGUGUCACCACCGGCCCCGUUCCGGCUCCUUUCACCCCAAAACCACCCUUUUUUUCCCUUCUUCCCCCCCCCCCCUUUGAACUGGACAUAAAUGCUGCUCCCCCCUCCCAGA
Molecule: messenger RNA, 3966 nt
Organism: Dromaius novaehollandiae (emu)
Lineage: Eukaryota; Metazoa; Chordata; Aves; Casuariiformes; Dromaiidae
Gene: ALKBH7
Product: alkB homolog 7
Biological process (GO): fatty acid metabolic process; DNA damage response
Cellular component (GO): mitochondrial matrix
Source: RefSeq, a predicted model, not a curated record